Molecule: messenger RNA, 1413 nt
Organism: Chelonus insularis
Lineage: Eukaryota; Metazoa; Arthropoda; Insecta; Hymenoptera; Braconidae
Gene: Mul1
Product: Mitochondrial E3 ubiquitin protein ligase 1
Exons: 5
Coding region: 235-1263 (342 amino acids)
Biological process (GO): organelle organization; protein ubiquitination
Molecular function (GO): ubiquitin-protein transferase activity
Source: RefSeq, a predicted model, not a curated record
UGUAAUGGUGAUAGUGAACAAAGUACACAGUAUAUAACAAAGUUUUAUACACACAGAAAAAUUCCAAAAUGAACAUAUAAAACAAUUAUUAAUAUUUUUAUUUUUACGCAAAUGUUUACGAUUAACUUACAAUAAAAUGGACAAUAUAUCAAAUCGAUGCCAUUCAAAAUUUUACGUAAAACAUUCAAUUUAAACAACCACAACAUAACCUAAAUUAUUAAUUCUAACCUAAAAAUGGAGUAUUUAGGUGAAAUUUUAGCUCUUGGUAUUGAUAGUAUUAUUUUAGGAAUCUGUUUAAAACAAUAUUUCCAUUGUCAGUAUGCAAUAAAAGCUGUUAAGAGCACAGAACUUCAUGAAGUUGGUACUAACUUAAAUGACAUUGUUCGAGCUAGUCCUAAUGGUAUAAUAAACUAUGUAGCUAUCAAAGGAACUGUUAAAUCUCUUGGUAAACCACUUUGUGGUGUAAAUAAUUCUUCAAUUACUGGUGUCAUUCAACGUUUGACUGUCAGAGAACAUGUGGUAGCCAGAACAACUGCUGGAUUUUGGUCAGAUCAAGAGAGGACGAUACAUGAAGUUUACAAUACAGUGCCUUUUGCCUUGCAAAAUGGACCUCACAAGGUGGAAGUAAUUGAUGCAUUGUCUGCAGAAAUACUUGACAUGGAUAUUAUAUCCGAUGAGUUCAAGCCUAGUGCUCCGUCUAUUGCUGAUCAUAUAUGGGGCUUUUUCACAGGCAUUCGACAGAGAGGUUUACAAUCUACUGAGGAAAUGCUACGAGAAGGUGUAAAAUUAACAGGAAUUGGACAAUUAUCACAAUCUACUGAUAAAUCAAAUUAUCUUACCCUUCAAUCACCAAUGAAUGGAGCUCCAUUUUAUCUUACUACAAUGUCUGUUAGUACAUUGUUAAGAAAAUUAGAUGAAAAACAAAGGAUGUAUAAAUGGUUAUGCAUAGUAUUCGGUAUCAUUGGUUUAGCUAUAGGCGGACUUGUUACUCGACGUUAUUGGAAAGACCGAGAAGAAGAAAAAUUAAUGCAAGAAAUUAGACAAAGCCAAGAAGGAUCGAGGAGAGAACGAAGACAAAGAGUGAGAGAUAAUGAACUUCGGGAUGAUCAAUUAUGUGUAGUGUGCAAAGUAAACCCACGAGAAAUUAUUCUUCUUCCAUGUGGACAUGUCUGUCUUUGUGAAGACUGCGCUGACAAUAUUGGACAAUAUUGCCCAGGUUGUCGUGGUAUUAUCGAACAAAAAGCUCCUGCUUAUAUAAUUUAAUAAAUUUAAAAAACUUUUCUGGGAGAUAUUCCGAAGUAACUAGUUGCAAUGCUUUUUGCGAUUUACCAAUUCCUAACUUGGGUAAACCACGAUUAAGACCUUCAAGCAAAACACAAGCUUUACAAACUUCUUGACUUGAAACAAAACCAC